Ostrea edulis (European flat oyster) is the source of this 2992-nucleotide messenger RNA. RefSeq lists its product as uncharacterized. Lineage: Eukaryota; Metazoa; Mollusca; Bivalvia; Ostreida; Ostreidae. The record is from RefSeq and is a predicted model, not a curated record. Gene Ontology annotation, molecular function: zinc ion binding. The transcript has a single exon. Bases 532 to 2451 code for a protein of 639 amino acids.
GGUAAAUUUCACGUUAUAGCCAUGUGGCAUGUUGGAUAGAAUAGAUUAAAGGACGAUUUCCAGUAUACAAAACGAAAUGUAUAUGCUAUUAUUGGGAGGAAUGAAUUGAGAAAGAGGAUAGAAAUACGGGAGCUUUGUUUGCAUCACAUAUAAGGGAUUACUGGUUGAAUUAAUACACAGCAGGUGAUAAUUGUUAUUUAUUCAUGAGAGAGGAAAAACAAUAUCACUAUAGAUAAAGAAUGCAUGGUAAAUCUGUCGAGAGGGAUGGUGAUUGAUUUUCUUGAACAUUUUCCCCUUCACUAAUUAAAAUCAAACAUGUCUUUUGGAAGUUUUAUUCAGUCGUGUAAUUACGAAGGAACGUUUUUCUAUACCUAUUCAUCAUACACGUUGUGUUAUAUCAAGUUUUGUUUCUGAUGAGGAGUUGGCACUCAAUGUGAAAUGGCAAGAAAUUAUACUUACGUUUCAAAAUACCAAAGGGCUUCUAGGUCUUUGGCCUCAUAACUGUGUUGAUCGCUGGCAUGCCAAUUCAAGAUGACGAGUCCGAGUUCUAGUGCAGUAAGCAAAGAAAGCGGUGGGGAAAGUAGAGUGGGGAAGACCGGUGAAAGAAGUCGUCCUCCAAAGAACCCAAACACUCUUAAGUGCUCUUUGUGCUACGAAAAUUUCAAAGAUCCAAGACUUUUGGAGUGCUACCAUUCCUUUUGCAACGAAUGCUUGAAAUACCAGAUCGAAGCAAAGGGGUCAACCUCAAGUUAUGAAUGUACCAUCUGUGGGAUGACAAGUACUAUACCGCAGGAUGAGGAGGGUUUUCCAAGAAACUUGUACUUUUUCAACAAAGACGGAAACGCGAUUUUGAAAUGUGAUGUAUGUGGAGAAAAGACAAGGGCCGAGUUUUACUGCUUCGUGUGUGAUCAGAAUUAUUGUUCAUUUUGUCUUCGGAUACAUUCAAAACUACAGGGAACAAAAAAUCAUAGAAUAGUGACCAUUGAUGAAAAAGGAGACCGAAAAGUGUCACAAAGUGUUGCUCUCUGUGAUCAGCAUUCUACACAGGAAAUGAAAUAUUUUUGUGUAACGUGUAAACAGCCUAUUUGUAUCGACUGCAACAUGACAUUGCAUAAAAGCCACGAGUGUAAAGAUUUGUCCGACGCAGUGGCAGAUUUUAGAGAAACCCUGGAAAAUGCAACUGAAAAAUCAGAACAUAUCAAUUUCAUUGAAAAGUUGUCAAACGAAAAAACAAAAGCCAAGAAAGUUAAAAACAAUAUGUUAGAUACUGAACAAAGGUUACUCGAGGCUAUAAAGAAACAAGCGCAAUUUUUUCACCAGCUAGUGGACGAUAUUCACGACGAAUGUUCCGAGAGAGUAUUGGAAUACACCCCUGACAAUAGUUCCCUGAAGGAUGUCGAAAAGAUGAAAUUGCAGUAUCUUGGGCUAUAUGAAUUUUCCAAUAUGCUUUUGGAGCAAGGCAGCGAUCUUGAUAUUAUUAUUCACGGUACAAAACUUUCCGAGAGGUUAGAGAAAGUGAAGAACAUUGCCGUUAAACCUCCUGCUAAGGACAAUGCAAAUCUUGACUUUGUAGAGGGAUUCUUGUUGAAAGAGAAAGUAAGAGAUCUGUUUGGAAUCAUUUCUAUUGCCAAUGAGAAAGAAGACAAUGAUGAUGUCAAACUCAUAAAAUGGUUUGAUUGUGAAAUGGAAGAUGCUGUUAUUACGGGAAUUGCUUGUUUGGAGGAUGAUCAAGCCUGGGUAUGUAUGGGAAAUGAAGGGGUGAUCAAACUGUACAAUGUGAAGGGCAGGUGUCACGAAUCUUUUGUAUUCGAUUACAAAUUGGACGAUAUAACAAGUGACGAAAAGGGAAAUCUUUACAUCUCCUGUAAUUCAAGGAAAAGGGUCAUAAAGAAAAAUGGCAACGCCGAACCAGAAACAUUCCUUCGUACAAAAAGCUGUGCCCGUGGUAUAGCUUUAGAUCAAAAAGGUAAAACGCUAAUCGUGGGUUUAACAGAAAAAGACGUAUUCUAUAACUGCAGCGAAAAUCCUUCGGCAACGAUGGUGAAAAUGCAGAACAUGGAGACGGAAAAAAAGUUAAUGGGAAGAAACGGUUUAAAGUACCCAGCUAGGAUUGCUGUCAACACCAAGGAAAGUUGGCUUGCUAUAUCAGACUGGAUAUCUCUUCAGGUACUUCUCAUAGACUCCGAAGGAAACCAGCUCAAUUAUUUUGACGGAAAUAGUCCCGAAUGCAAAGAUGAAUCGGAUUUUAUUCCACGCGGUAUAUGUUGUGAUUCGGAGGGGCGGAUCUAUGUUGUAAACAAUGGUUCCAACUCUGUGUUGAGACUAACCACUAGCGGUCGCUUCGACAGAAAGAUCGUCGACCUUGACGAUUGUUGGUCUCUUGCCUGUGAUAACAAAAACAGACUUUGGAUUGGUACACAAAGUGGGAAAAUAUUCAUUUUUCAAGUAUGAUCAAAUAUUAACGUGAUCAUUUCUUACAAGAGUUCCGGUCAAACUGCACAUAGAUAAUUCUAAUCUUAAAGGAGGGGUAACCUUUUCGAAACAUGAAUUUCUUGUCCUUUAGAAUAUCAUUUCCUAAUCGUUUAGCUUAGUGGCUUAACGCGUAAGUCAUCAUGCGUUUCAGUCUGGCAGGGUUUCCAGGUGAUCAUCUACUGAAACUGCUUUUUUUUUUUACCAUGUAGAAUAAGUCUUUUUUUUUCAAUUUGAAAUACUAUUGAAAUUUGUACAUAUUCUCCUUUUUCGAACAAUUUUCAGUAUCAUGUAUUGAAGAAAUACCUCUCUAAUUUGAGGGGUUUUGUAUGUGAAGCCUUGUAUGCAAGAAUUAAAAUAUGCUGUCGCAAAUCCAUAUCUCUAUUUUAAUCUCAACGCAUUCCUGAUAACCAACGCCAAUUUGUUGCUAUAACAACUGUGAGUUUGAAAAAGAUAUACUUCACAUGAGGUUUGACGUAUAGCAUGUGAGUCGAUUGUAUUUAAUGCAACUUGAUUCAAAUUA